Molecule: messenger RNA, 2033 nt
Organism: Astyanax mexicanus (Mexican tetra)
Lineage: Eukaryota; Metazoa; Chordata; Actinopteri; Characiformes; Acestrorhamphidae
Product: class A basic helix-loop-helix protein 9
Exons: 1
Coding region: 453-1283 (276 amino acids)
Biological process (GO): developmental process; regulation of transcription by RNA polymerase II
Molecular function (GO): protein dimerization activity; RNA polymerase II transcription regulatory region sequence-specific DNA binding; DNA-binding transcription factor activity, RNA polymerase II-specific
Source: RefSeq, a predicted model, not a curated record
UGCGCUGAUACUCCAAUUUGUAACAGAAAACAUGGGACGUUUGUAUGCACAGGGUCGGACAUGCCUUGUAUAUUCUCCAUUCCUCCUUCAGUCUUGCUCACCCCACUUUCAUCACAGUGCACUGCAGACUGUGUGAAUGGAGGAGGUGUGUCAGGGGCUGUUGACUGAUGCCUGGAUUGGAGAAGUUGCCUGGGGGCCACUUCUAAACACAGAGUACACCUUUGCUCGGAGGCGAGUGGCCCACGUGAUGCACCCACUGCCUGCCUUUAAAAGCACCUUUCGUCCCGACAGAGCCAAAGUGAGUCAAACUGCAGAUGAGGGAGGUUUCAGACAUUGGAAGAGUCUAAGAAGCCUAAAGUUCUGGAGUCUGGACUCUUGUGUUGUUCUCUUGUGUUUGCUGGAGCGCUCAUAGUCAUCUUGCUCAGUGUGGUCGCUCAGUUGUUCUUCCAAACAUGAGCCUGUCCAGCACUAGCACGGACUCAGAAUUUUCUGAAGAUGAGCUGGAGAGUUGUCCUAUGGGCCUGGGAGAAGACAGCAGCUCUGAAGAACCAAUGAAGAGAUCAUCUCCCGCGUCAGAAAGCGAGGGUGGACCUCGGGCCAGCAAAGUUGAGAUGUCCAGAGUUGCUAAGAAGCGCAGCAGACCACCUCGUUCCAAAGCGAGGAGGGUCGCAGCCAACGUCCGGGAACGCAAGCGCAUCCUGGAUUACAACCAGGCCUUCAAUGCUUUACGCACUGCAUUGAAGCAUGACCUGAGCGGCAAGCGUCUGUCGAAGAUCGCGACUCUCCGCAGGGCCAUCCACCGCAUCUCAGCACUGUCCAUGCUCUUGCGAGAUGACAGCUCAUCCUGUGGCCAUCCUGAGUGCAGGACAAGAUUAAAGAAAGAGGAGCCAAGUUCUGCAGCAUCUAAAGGCUUCCUGGACCAACCAGAGAACUACAACCAGAGACACAGCCCCCAUCAACAUGCAGUAUCUCCUCAGAUGCAGAUGUACCAGGAUAGAAACCCUGGAAACCCUGCAAACCCUGGAAACGCUGGAAACCCUGCCCAUUCCCCUCACUACGGCCACAGCACUCAGCCAUACAUGACCCACAGACACUAUGGACACCCUCAGGAGGACUUGGCUCAAUCAUACUAUGGAGGAGCCAACAGUUAUCAUUAUGGCUUUAAGGCAACUUGCCAUCAGGACCACAUGGACUGCUUUGUGGAUUCUUCUGCUGUGCCCUUCUCUUGGCAGCAGGGUUAUCUGCAGACCUCAGGGUUUCAACAGUCCCUCAGCAUGCACUGAAAAAAAAAACUCCAGUGGAACAUUCAGUACAUUCAGUACAUGUAUGUUGACUGUGCACUUAUGACAUUUACAGACUGCAAACUUAAAUGUAAAGGUUGAUAAAUUGAUUUUUGGUUUGUUUGCAUCAAAAAAUACAAAACCCUUUGAAACUGUUAAGAAAUGUCAAUUGAAAGACUCUUGAGGGCACCAUAAGUUGUGUUUUUUCAGUGAAAAAAACUUCAAAAACCUCCACAAUUUCAAAGUUUUGCUGUUUUGUGAGUGGACACCACAUUCUUGGUCACCCUGAGUUCCAGACCUGCUGCACAGAACCUCCACACCUCCAAAUUCCUUGUGCUCCAUCUGUGGUCAUCUACAGCAUCCUGAUGGUCCUUGGAUCAAUCAGACAACUAUUACUUUAUAUCUUUAUUUUUUUUAAGAAUGCCCAGACUGCAUUAGUUUUAAUGCAGUGUUAUUGCAUUGUGUUGGUCAUUUUUCUUAAGUAUUAGUAUGGACUUAUAUACUACAUAUAUCAGUUGUGAUGUGAUGCUGGUGAAAUGCAGAUGGUAAUAUGGAGUACCAUAAGAGAGAAUCAGAAAAAAAAAUGCAUCUCAGGUUAAAUGUGCUGUAUAUUACAGUAAAUAUGUGUUCUUAGUAUAACUUGUUACUUUGCAUGAUUUUCUGAAUGUAUUAAUUAUAUUCUAACAAGUGUUUGUUAUUUAAACACCUUGCUGUAAUAAAAUGUAAUAACAUUGUAAUAAAUGUUUUAUUAUG